AAUCCAUUCCCCACCACUCCCCUCGCACCUUCCGGCGAACCACCACACCUCUCCCCGGCGAAGCAGCAGCGGCAUCCAUGGCCCCCAAGGCAGAGAAGAAGCCGGCUGCCGCGGAGAAGACUCCGGCGGCGGAGAAGACCACGGCGGGGAAGAAGCCCAAGGCCGAGAAGCGGCCGCCGAAGUCCAAGGAGGGCGGCGCCGACAAGAAGAAGAAGAAGGCCAAGAAGAGCGUGGAGACCUACAAGAUCUACAUCUUCAAGGUGCUGAAGCAGGUGCACCCCGACAUCGGCAUCUCCUCCAAGGCCAUGUCCAUCAUGAACUCCUUCAUCAACGACAUCUUCGAGAAGCUCGCCGGCGAGUCCGCCAAGCUGGCGCGGUACAACAAGAAGCCCACCAUCACGUCCCGGGAGAUCCAGACCUCCGUCCGCCUCGUCCUCCCCGGCGAGCUCGCCAAGCACGCCGUCUCCGAGGGCACCAAGGCCGUCACCAAGUUCACCUCCUCCUAGGCUAGGCUGUUCCCUGUCUAUCGUUGGUUCUGUGUAACAGUUGGCUGUUCGGACGUGGUCUUGUAACUUGUGGUGGUUCUGUGGAGAACACACUGUUUCAUUAUCUCGUGAAAUAGUAAUGGCGCUUCUUUGAUC
Molecule: messenger RNA, 641 nt
Organism: Hordeum vulgare subsp. vulgare (domesticated barley)
Lineage: Eukaryota; Viridiplantae; Streptophyta; Magnoliopsida; Poales; Poaceae
Product: histone H2B.3-like
Exons: 1
Coding region: 78-506 (142 amino acids)
Biological process (GO): nucleosome assembly
Cellular component (GO): nucleosome
Molecular function (GO): protein heterodimerization activity; structural constituent of chromatin; DNA binding
Source: RefSeq, a predicted model, not a curated record